AUGGGUGAAUAUGAGAAAGCCGAAGAGUUUUAUUUGAUGAUGCUUGAUACUAGUUGUGAGAACGAGCGUGAUGUUGCAACUAUUUAUAAUCAACUUGGAACUAGUUAUUGGGAAAGAGGCAACAAUGAGCAAGCAUUAGUUUAUUACAACAAGUCUUUGGAGAUUGAACUGAAAUCCCUGCCUGCAGAUUCGCCAUCGCUAGCAGGAACAUAUAGCAACAUUGACAAUGCUUACAGAGCUAAGGGUAAUUCCGAUCACGCACUGAUGAGCAUGGAGAAGGCACUGAAAAUAAAAGAGAAAUCUCUUGCGUCAGAUGAUCCAUCUCUUGCGAUAACGUACAACAGCAUUGGAAUGGUGUACAAAGAGAAGAAGGAGUAUGCUACGGCUCUAGAAUACUAUCGAAAAUGUUUGAAUAUUCGGAAAGCAGUUCUUCCUGCGAAUCAUCCAUCGUCGGCGACUAUAUAUAACAACAUUGGUGCUGUGCAUUCUGUUAGAAAUGAGUAUGCACAAGCGCUGAAAUAUAUUCAAACGACACUGGAGAUACGUCUGAGUUCAUUACCACCAGCACAUCCUUUAUUAGCAGUGACAUACUCAAACAUUGGACGAGUGUAUGAGGCUCAAGAGAACUACCUGAAAGCAUUAGAAAAUGUGACUGUAGCCUACGAAAUUGCAAAGAGAUCGAAGCAUCAAGACAUGCACGAGUAUGGACGGAUGAUUGAAAGACUGCAUGAGAAACUAUCAAUCUCGAAGAGUUAG
This is a messenger RNA of Didymodactylos carnosus, 756 nucleotides long. NCBI's taxonomy places the organism in Eukaryota, Metazoa, Rotifera, Eurotatoria, Philodinida, Philodinidae. The record is from the annotation of a GenBank genome assembly.